AUGAGCAUCGCUGCGACUUCAGCCUCGGCACACCUACACGAGACUACAGACGUAUCUGAACUCACAGUCGACGGCGUAACUCAAGAUGAUAUUCUUGCUAGACAUAUACCCGGACAGGCCGCGGGGCGCUUGUACGAGCGCCAUCUGUUGCCCUCAACAGCGACACACAUUCGUCUACUCGAGCUUCGUGUGGCCGAUUCGGCAGCAGCUUCUGAACCUGGCGCACCACCACUUCCCGAGACUAUUGUCUGUAGCCUCUUGACCACCCCCAUAGAAUCGCCACAGCCGUUCAAGGCGCUCUCGUAUCAUUGGGGCACAGAUGACAAGACAUGCUCACUUGAAGUAUCAGGGAGUUGCGUUCGCAUCACCCCAUCUCUUGACACAGCUCUCAGAUACGUCGCAACUCAACAGGAGACACUCUACCUGUGGGUUGACCAGAUCUGCAUCAACCAGGAAGACAGCGCCGAGAAGUCGGACCAGGUCCUGCUCAUGACAGACAUAUAUAGCAAAGCAGAGCAAGUCCUUGUCUGGCUUGGGGAGACAGCGGACAGAUCGGACGAGUUAAUGGACCUCUGGCGGGAUAUUGGCCAACAGGCUCAGAGCAUCGGCUUGGAGGAUUACUUCACCAAGGAGAAAGUGUCUCGAAUGCUGGAAAUCAUGAAUAGCAGAUCUGUGGACGAUCCCUUGACUGAACCGUACCAUCAGAUCGUCGACACCGCACGGCCUCAGUUUGAGAAAUUGUUGCAAGCGAUCAUCGACUUUGAUCAGAGGCCCUGGUUCCACCGUGUCUGGAUCGUUCAGGAGGUCAGCUUGUGCCCGAACACGGUGUUUGUUUGUGGUCACAAAACUGUCCCCGUCGACUAUGUAGUACAUACAAAUCACAUCUUCUCGACAGCCAUAAAACAAUCUCUCAAGUCCGGCCCAGACAUGGGGUUCCAGCAGCUUGCUCUGCAGGCUCUGUCGCCCCGUACGGUUCCGCUGCUCAGUACUCGACGUCGCCGACAGAGGUUCCAGAAUGGGGUUGGGGACGGGGAUGAGCUUUUCCAUCUACUCAGAAAGCUCUUCGUCGAGAGCGACACGAAAGCUACACAGAGCCGAGAUCGCAUCUAUGGGCUCUUGGGACUGGCUGUCGACUCUAAGGACCUGGCGAUCAAGCCAGACUAUUCUACAGCAGACCCUGCAUUGGCCUUCACAUCUGUGGCUCGAGCUAUGAUCCGGAAUGGUCGAGUAGAGCUCCUGAGCUUCUCUCAGUUCCCCAAAGAACCUGGGCUGGAGAACCUGCCAACCUGGGUACCGGACUGGCGGUCUAACCUCUUGCCAUCCUACUACGUCAUCUUCGAAAGCGCAGAGGAUCAUCUUCUUGGUGCAUCUGGCAAUACCAAGGUUUCUCUGGCGCCGACCAAUGAGCAGAAUAUUCUCGGCAUCCGUGGGUACAUCGUCGACUCAAUAGAUGAGGUAGGAUCUGCAUGGGAUGCAUCAGGUGGCAACGCGUCCUGUUUGGCGUUAUUCAAAACACUCGAGGAACUCUGCCGCAAGUCUGCCGCCGUAGGCGAACCCAUUUACCCAUCUGCAUCGAGACGUGCCGAAGCGGUCUGGCGCGUUCCAGUAGGAGACCUCUACUGGACCCCCGAGACAGACUAUAUUCGCGCCAGGAAACCGCUUGUGGAAGAUCAAUAUCGCGACUGCCUAGCUGUUUCCGAGAUCGUUGUGAACUGGGGAAGCAUGUCGGCAGAAGAACAGAAGCCGGCCAUGCAGGAGAUAACUUCUCGGCGAUUUACAUCCGGACGAUACAAAGAGAACAUGAGCGGAAUGAACGGAAAGAAGCCAUAUGUCACUUGCCGAGGGUAUCUGGGCAUGUGUCCUGGAUCAGCAGUUGCAGGUGAUGUGGUCGUCAUACUGUGUGGCGCCCGACUUCCUUAUGUCUUGCGUCGCCAAGAUCAAGGAGACAGAUGGACUUUCUUAGGUGAGGCGUAUUGCGAUGGGGUGAUGGAUGGGGAGAUAAUGGGACAUCGAGAAGAAAGACUGUUCAACAUCGAAUAG
Molecule: messenger RNA, 2040 nt
Organism: Neoarthrinium moseri
Lineage: Eukaryota; Fungi; Ascomycota; Sordariomycetes; Amphisphaeriales; Apiosporaceae
Exons: 1
Coding region: 1-2040 (679 amino acids)
Source: RefSeq, a predicted model, not a curated record